UUUUUUGUGUGUGUGUGAAGAGUUGGACAGUUCACACUGAAUUUCAAUCACUUAAAACAUUUCCCGGUACCUUGCCCGUACCCAUCAGCGUCAUUACCACUUACACGUUGAUGACGAAGAAAGAACUGCCCUCUCAAUCCUGAGACUCCUUGUCCAAGUUUUUAUGUGCUCAUUACUCAAGUAAUACUGAUUGGACACUUUAAUUCACAGGAGAUUUCCGGAGUACACCAGGAGAGUACAGGCUUUUGAUUGGUUUUCAAAACGCAAAAGAUCGCCUUUAUUGGACACCGCCUGGGUUGUCGCUUAUUCACAUAAGCACGUUUUCCAAGUAGCUGACCCCUCACACCAUUAAUUACUGAAACUUAAAACAAAUUAGCUGUUAAAACAGAUAAGGCAUUUCUAAACCUCACGCUCUGCUUGCUUGUUCCCCGGACAUAAGCCCGGACUCUGGGAACGUGGGGGCUGUGGUAGCCACAGCACUGCUGCCCCUGGCAGCCACGAGCUGUUCGUGAUGCUGGUAGCAGGAGCCGGUGUGAUCUGAUAGUCCUGCCGACCUCACUCAAGAAAGCAUAUACCUAUCAGAACUUAAAGCCUCGCACAACCCCAGCUGUAUGAUUGAUGACACUCCUCACUUGUUUAAGGAUGAGGUCAGAGUCGAAACAAAGCGUUUCCUUCUUUGCUGAAUGCCAGUCGCAGGACGUGGAUGCCUGGAGACGAGUGGUACCCAGGUGGCCUGGGGAGGAGGGGGCAGCAGGAGCGCCCCACAUUCUUCUGUCCAUGUUCUGGCUCCAUCUCUGGUUGUCUGUCUGUAUCCGAAAUGCAUAUAUAUUCUGAAACCAGGUCGCUUGCAGUGUUUGAAUGUUGAGAAGCCAUGCCGUCCUGCGCGCCGUUCCUCGUGCUGCUGUGCGGCGCCCUGGGCGCGGCCCGGGCCGCCCGCAUCGUCAUCGUGCCACCCAUCAUGUUUGAGAGCCACGUGUACAUCUUCAAGACGCUGGCGGCGGCGCUGCACCAGCGGGGCCACCGGCCGGUGCUGCUGCUGUCGGAGGGCCGCGAGCUGGCGCCGUCGCCGCACUACCGCCUGCAGCGCUACCCCGGCGUCUUCAACGGCUCGGCGGCCGACGCCUUCCUGCAGGACAAGAUGCGCAGCAUCUUCUCGGGGGCGCUGACGGCCAUCGAGCUGUUCGACAUCCUGGACCACUACGUGCGGAACUGCGACCUGGUGCUGGGCAACCGCGGCCUGGUGCGCGCCCUGCGCCGGCAGCGCUUCGACCUGCUGCUCGUGGACCCGAACGACAUGUGCGGCUUCGUGCUGGCGCACCUGCUGCGCGUGCAGUACGCCGUGUUCUCCACCGGCCUGUGGUACCCCGCCGAGGUGGGCGCGCCCGCGCCGCUCGCCUACGUGCCCGAGUUCAACUCGCUGCUCACGGACCGCAUGGGGCUGCUGCAGCGCGUCAAGAACGCGGGCGUGCACCUGGUGUCGCGGCUGGGCGUCAGCCUGCUGGUUCUGCCCAAGUACGACCGGCUGCUGCGCAAGCACGGCCUGCGGCCCGCCACGUCCAUGCACGAGCUGGUGCGCGGCCCCAGCCUCUGGAUGCUGUGCACCGACGUGGCGCUCGAGUUCCCGCGGCCCAGCCUGCCCAACGUGGUGUACGUGGGCGGCAUCCUGACCCGGCCCGCCAGCCCGCUGCCCCAGGACCUGCAGAGCUGGGUGAGCAGCGCCGGGGCACAUGGCUUCGUCCUCGUGUCCUUUGGAGCGGGGGUCAAGUACCUGUCGGAGGACAUCGCCGGCAAGCUGGCCGGAGCUCUGGCCAGGCUACCCCAGAAAGUGAUUUGGAGGUUUUCUGGGCCCAAACCAAAGAAUCUGGGGAACAACACGAAGCUCAUGGAUUGGCUGCCGCAGAACGACCUGCUGGGCCAUUCACGUAUUAAAGCCUUCCUCAGCCACGGCGGCCUGAACAGCAUCUUUGAAGCCAUGUACCACGGCGUGCCUGUGGUGGGCGUCCCGCUGUUCGGGGACCAUUACGACACGAUGACGCGAGUGCAGGCCAAGGGCAUGGGGAUCCUGCUGGAGUGGAAGACGGUCACCGAAGGAGAGCUGCACGAAGCCCUGGUGAGGGUCAUCAACGAGCCCAGGUGAGCGUCCUGUCAGGCUGAGGGUGGGCAGGACGCACCGGCCACAGCGUGUCACCCACCACCUGUGGUGCCAGCAGCUGAUGGUGGAGCAGCCAUGGAGCUGUCCUCAGGCCCUGCGGGGACUGCCCUGCACUUGGGGAAAUGAAAGUAGCCGUCCUUUGCCCAGCGUGUUUGACCUUGAAGCAUAUUCUACCGGGAUUAGCCAGGCUCCGUGGGAGCGUCCUGGUCCCCGCAGCGUGGCAGACUUGUGUCCUCCUCUCAGUGUGACACUCGUAAUGACCGUAUGGCCCAUUGCCGUCAUCCACACUGUGGAGACGAGGCACCUGACACCAAGGCCACGGCUCUCGGAGCAGAAACCGAGCCGGGACUGACUCGAGCGCUGGGGCCCUGCCCUGGGUGUCACGGAAACCCCGAGGUCCACACAGGUCAAUGGCUAGUGAGAAUUUUUAAAAAAUUUGUGGCGUGUCUUGAGUCGACCCAGUUCUCAGCGGAGUCUCAGAGGGUGGCGAGAUUGCCUUUAGGGAAAGCUACCGUUUCCCGUUUCUGCGUGGCAUUUCAGUGAUCCUGUGUGUCAGGUGACACCAGUUCGGGAGAGUGUAAGCGUUCCCUGUUCCUACCUGGGGGACAUGGCAGAGCCUGGGCGUGAGAACCACAGCUGUGGUCUGAGAACGCCGACGGUAGGACAGAGUCUUUGGUGUGAAGUCACAGAAAAGCUGCCUUCCAGCACUCUGAGGUUUGUCAUGCCGCCUGUGGGCUCGAGGUCCUCCAUGCGCUGACCCCACCAGGACCAGCGUGUUGGCCGUGGCUCUGGCACUUGGAGCUGUCUGUCCUGUGACCCAUCCAUGGCCCUCAGUGCCCCUUUUUGAGCCCAGUGUCCUGCAAAUGUGCUGUCCUUAUGGAAAAUGACACCAGUCAUGCGGGUUCUAUUGUAGGACAGUGUGUAAAGCGCAGCUGUGAAGUCGGGUCUGGGGAGAUUCACAGAGCUGCUCCGGUGGUGGCUUAUGCAGAGAGGUGACCCCCAGGUCACCAGCCUGCUGUAUCCCCUGCAGACCAUGGUCACGUCGGACAUGGCCACCCUUAGGUCAGUGCUGUGCAGUCCAGUGGGGCAGCCUUCAAGGAUGCAAACCGCUUGAUUUCAGAAUAUGUUUUCUUUUGUGUGGUGCGUAAAUUUAUACCCUUGCACAAAGUAUGCAAAUGAGAUCAAUAAUAUUUAGAGAAAGGCUCUUUGUACAUUCAGAGUGGGAGGGUCUCGUAUUCAGAUGAUUUAGGUGACGUGGGCUUUGCUACCAGUCGCUGUAUGUGACGAUUUUCCAGUGAACACGCAGUGAUACUGUAAAGGCGGACUUGCUCCGCUGAUACUGGCUGAGCUGCUUCUGUUAAAAUCAUGUAGCCAGUAUGACUCGGGAAGCAUUGGUGUUAUUUUUUUACCCAGAACUUUAAGGAAAUCCCUUGUUGCACAUCUUUUGAACCGUCAUCUGCCACUCUUCCUGUCUGUAAGCCUGUCCCCAAAGCUCUAACUUCCUGGCUCCUCAGUUCUGAGAACCAGGCUGUGUGUUUGUCCUUGUGACACCCACGAGCGACACUCACCUUCCUCCAGUCUCACCUCCACCCAGACAGCCCCAAACGUCACGCUUGUCCCCAAGGCCUUUGUCCUGGGCACAUUGCUGCUCUCCCGCCCUCGUCACUCAGGUCGCACUCUUCCACAAGUCCAGACGGGUCCCCUGCGAGGCACAGCUGUAGGGCCACAUCCUCCAUGGUGUCUUUUGUCACCGGGAGGAAGUCCUUUGUGAUGUUGGAGCAGGCCCAGCUCCUCCCAGGGUCCGUGCCCACAGGGGCUGUGGCGUGUGUGCAGGGCCGGCACACAGAUGUGCAGCUGCGUGUGUUAGAACGUUCACAGUGUUUCAGUUCCUGCGGUUAAAGGGUUUGUAUCGACUGUUUAGGAGGCCGUUGUCUUGACGCUGCCGCAGUGCCCGCGGGUAGAUGUUGCGUGUUAUGGAGCUCGCAGUGCCACGCAUGCUCAGUGCAGCUCUCAGCGCCUCGUCCUCCGUUAGCAAACGUAAUGGCCUCGCAUCGUCACUUACAUGUCACUGCUACAAGCAGGUGUCGGGACACGGUGUGCGUUUCGCGCCCAGCGUGUGAUGACUCGCGCAUUCCUGGCCGAGCUCGGUGACUAGGCAGUGGUGUUUGCAAGCGCGUGGCGUUGGAGGCAGCGCGGGCUUCGCGGUCGGACGGGCUGCGCCUCCCGCCAGGGCCUGGGUCUCCGGUUGCAUGUUCCCCACCGUCUUAGGUCGUGUUUCCUCGUGUCCACAUGCGCUGAUGUGACACGCUGCCCGGCACGCAGCA
Hipposideros armiger (great roundleaf bat) is the source of this 4476-nucleotide messenger RNA. It is a transcript of the gene UGT8, whose product is annotated as UDP glycosyltransferase 8. Gene Ontology annotation, molecular function: N-acylsphingosine galactosyltransferase activity. Gene Ontology annotation, biological process: galactosylceramide biosynthetic process. NCBI's taxonomy places the organism in Eukaryota, Metazoa, Chordata, Mammalia, Chiroptera, Hipposideridae. The record is from RefSeq and is a predicted model, not a curated record. The transcript is spliced from 8 exons. Bases 872 to 2137 code for a protein of 421 amino acids. Gene Ontology annotation, cellular component: endoplasmic reticulum.